ACCCUAAACCCUGGCGGAACCAUUUCCAUCGUGAUUAACUGAGAUAGCAAGAAUGAGAGGACUCAGUGGAACAAUAUCCGUCGCCAGAGCCUUAAGAGCCAAUUCCACCGCCGCUUCCACCUUCCUCCGACCGCCUCGAGCAGCUUCCUAUGCCGUCACAUAUUGGACCACAUCCAACCCUCAAAAUCUCGUUGAUCGCUCCAACCUAUCAACUCCCUCUGUUAUUCGCAGCGACGUCAUCGGAUUUAGGCAUUACGGUUCUGCCGCCGCCGCAUCUCCGGCGGAACAAGACCUCAAACCAAGAAUCUCAGAACAAAAUAGCUUCAAUCCAAAAGAAGUUGUUCUCUUUCAAUACGAAGCUUGUCCCUUCUGCAACAAGGUUAAAGCGUUUCUAGAUUAUCAUGGUAUUCAGUACAAAGUGGUAGAAGUAAAUCCUACGAACAAGAAAGAGAUUAAUUGGUCUCAUUACAAGAAGGUGCCUAUUGUCAUCGUUGAUGGUGAACAGUUGGUUGAUUCUUCAGACAUAAUUGAUAAGUUGGUCAAAAGGAUACAUCCAGAUUAUGACUUGAAUGCAGAUGAAGAGAAGAAGUGGCGCGAGUGGGUAGAUAAUCACUUGGUGCAUGUUUUGUCGCCAAACAUAUAUCGAACUGUUUCAGAAGCUCUUGAAUCAUUUGAUUAUAUCACUACUAAAGGCAAUUUCAGUUUAUAUGAGAGGUUAGUGGCUAAGUAUGGUGGGGCUGCUGCCAUGUAUUUCGUGUCGAAGAAAUUGAAGAAGAGACACAAUAUCACUGAUGAGCGUCAGGCUUUGUAUGGAGCUGCUGAACAGUGGGUUGAUGCUUUGAAGGGCCGAAAAUUUCUUGGUGAUUUGGAACCUAAUUUAGCCGAUCUUGCUGUCUUUGGUGUUCUAAGACCCAUUCGCCACCUCAAGUCAGGUCGAGAUAUGGUAGAGCACACAAGGAUUGGAAAUUGGUUUUCUGAGAUGGAAAAUGCAGUAGGACAGGCUUCCAGAAUGAGUGCAUAAGCAGAAUAUUUCUAAGCGAGUUUCAAUUUAUGGAUAAGGAAAUGCUUUAUGAGAAAACCACAUUAAAUAAGUUCGCUUCUACGAAGUUUGAUGAGUCUUUGUAAGCAAAACAUGUUUUGUUCUACUUAUUCAUUAUCGUGGUUGUAUUGGUGAUAUGUGAUCACAUACUGUUCUGUAAAAUCGAGGUAUAUAUAAUAUAACAACAAUAAAACCUUUAUUUUUCCAACAACAUGGUUGGAUACAUAAAAAGUGUAGGUAUAUAUUCCAUAAAAAAAA
Medicago truncatula (barrel medic) is the source of this 1297-nucleotide messenger RNA. RefSeq names its product prostaglandin E synthase 2. Gene Ontology annotation, cellular component: mitochondrion. The transcript has 6 exons. Bases 53 to 1021 code for a protein of 322 amino acids. The record is from RefSeq and is a predicted model, not a curated record. NCBI's taxonomy places the organism in Eukaryota, Viridiplantae, Streptophyta, Magnoliopsida, Fabales, Fabaceae. Gene Ontology annotation, molecular function: prostaglandin-E synthase activity.